Messenger RNA from Hyalella azteca, 4419 nucleotides. RefSeq lists its product as uncharacterized. Gene Ontology annotation, biological process: actin cytoskeleton organization. The record is from RefSeq and is a predicted model, not a curated record. Gene Ontology annotation, molecular function: actin filament binding. NCBI's taxonomy places the organism in Eukaryota, Metazoa, Arthropoda, Malacostraca, Amphipoda, Hyalellidae. The coding region runs from base 505 to 4419 and encodes 1304 amino acids. The transcript has 16 exons.
ACUGUCACACAAUAGCUAUGUAAAUAAAUGUUGCUCAUGAAUGCGUAGGUUCAUGUUAGGUUACACCGACGAGUUGAGGGUGGCCGCUGAGCUACGCGUAUUAUCUUUUUCUAUGACGUUUUUCUAGGACUUCUUCGUUCCACGUAGUUUUCACCUGACGCUUCCAUACGCCACUGGUACAGUUCUAGUCACCUUUCCCUUUCCGUUCCCUUGCUGCCGUCACAUUACCUGCUUUGAAAACUUUUUUAUAAUAGAACUACCAAACACAACUUUUCCGCCGAACUAUUGCAUGUACAUACGUAGCAACCAUAAAUAACUUAGCCAGCAUUCUUACUUUUCGUAGCUGCUUUAUCUUCACAUAAUUUACUUCCCCUACUUUAACUACUAAUACCUUCACAAUAGUAGCCGACAUCUCUGCUCAACCCUACAUCUCUGCUCAACCCUACUUGUACUUUCAUACCUACUUGUACUUUCGGCCACCAAAGCUAUCUACUUACCGCCAAAAUGGACCCAGAGGAAGAAGAGUUUCGCAUCAACCACGCAGGCCUUGUAGCCCGGAGCACCGCCGGCCACGCCGCCCGGGGCAUGAAAAUAAAGGACCAAGACGACAUGUGGGUGUCCAUUCAGCACCACACCUUCAGGAACUGGGUGAAUGUGCAGCUCAGGGAGACGGGUCUUAAAGUUGAUGAUCUGUCAGAGGAUCUUCGUGAUGGUGUGGCUCUCGUGACUCUCAUAGAAAUCCUUCAGAACAGACGUCUUCGUAAGGUUAAACGUGUCAUGAACCAGCAUCAGGCCCUGGAGAAUGUGACGACAGCUCUCAACGCCAUCGCUGAGGACGGCAUCAAGCUUGUUAACAUCGGCAACGUUGACAUCGUGAAUGGGAACCUGAAGCUCAUCCUGGGGCUGGUGUGGUCCCUCAUCGCCCACUACCAGAUCGGCCAGAGCAAGUUCCCUCCCAAGAAACUUAUGCAGUCCUGGCUUAAGGCGGUGCUGCCGGAGUGCAAAGUGACGAACUUCACGAGCGACUGGAACAGCGGCGUCAACCUGGGCGCCCUCAUAGACUACUGCAGACCGGGCCUGCUGCGGGACUGGCGGGACCUGGACCCCAGGGACAGCACGGAGAACUGUCGCCGCGCCAUGGAGAUUGCCAAGCGGGAGUUCAACAUCCCCAUGAUCCUGGAGCCGGAAUACCUGUCAUCCCCAUACCUGGAUGACCUCAGCGGGAUGACAUACCUCAGCUACUUCAUGAAGGAGGGAGGCCCGGGGUACAAGGCUACCCUCGACUGGGUUAGGGGUGCCAUACCGGAGUGCAACAUUAAAAACUUUACGACUGACUGGAACGACGGCCACGCGCUGGCGACGCUCGUCAAGAAGCUCGGCGGGCCCGUGCCGGGGUACAAGACCUGGAGCCGCGACCCUGCGAACUGGGAGAACAAUAUACAAACUGCACAAGACGGGGGGCGUAAGCUCGGCGUAGAGCCUGUACUAGCGCCGCCCGACAUGGCGCGUCGGGACGUAGAGUACCUCGGUCCCAUGGCCUACAUCGCCAACUAUCAGUGGAUACCUGCCAGGACCCCGGCCUCGCAGGAGCUCAGGGUAUCCUGCCGCCUCGACAACGUGCGCGUCAACAAUCCUGUACCCUUCGACAUCCAGUACCAGAGCAGCGACGUGGUACGCAGUGAGGUACGCGUGCAGGUACGCGGUCCUCAGGGGCUGGUACGUCCGGACCUCAGCUUUGACGGACGCGGUGCAAAGGGGGAGUUUAUACCUACGCACGUCGGCUUCUACGAGGUACUUGUGGGUACUGGUGAGCAGGCCACGUCUACGACCCCAACAGGUCACGUCUACGACCCCAACGCCAUACAGGUGAGCAGGUCACGUCUACGACCCCAACGCCCUACAGGUGAGCAGGCACGUCUACGACCCCAACGCGGUGCAGGUGAGCAGGCCACGUCUACGGCCCCAGGUGAGCAGGCCACGUCUACGACCCCAACAGGUCACGUCUACGACCCCAACGCCAUACAGAUCCUGAACCUGGACGACGGGCCUAAUGCCCCGACGGGCAAGCCCUUCACGCUGCUGGUAGACUCGGCAGCGUGUGGUCUGGGGGACGUACGGGCGGACGUUACUCUGGCGGGACAGUCGCAGCCGUCCAAGACCCUCGAGGUGGACCACAGCCUCUACGAGAUCACCUUCACGCCAUUCGAGGCCGCUAAGUACCGCGUGUACGUGUACUUCAACGGCCACGAAGUACGAGGCUCGCCAUUCUCGCUGUACCUCGGCAUCCAGAAGCCUCCUGAGAGGAAGUCCAAGGCCAGGAAGGUCAAGAAGGACUCCAAGGACUCUAAGGACGUAAGUGAGAUCGUCAAAGAGUACGCGACGUCUCGUCACAAGUCAGGAAGCGACCUCCUCGUCAAGACGUACGAUUCGACGCUCGAACGUCCCCGAAAGUCCCUCAACAACUCCAGCUUGGACGUCAACUCUCACUCUCGGGACCUGAAGUCAAGUUUCAACAGCUCCUCCGUCUUCAACUCAACCACCAAAACAUCUUCGUCACUGGACACGUCAAACUUUUCCUCGUCGUACGAAGACAAACAUCACACUCCACGUAUCAUCGCAUUCAACUUUCCUUCAACCCGCGCUGCUUUUGAUGUCAACAAGAACAUCAACGGGACGCUCGUGUCGCCGCCCAACAAGUUCAACAAAACGUCCGCCCUGUCGUCCAGCUUUGACGACUCGGACGUCGUGGACGCCAACUUCAAGAAGACGUCCGUUUUCAACUCGUCUUCGACGUCGACUUUCGUUGAUGAGACGCAAAACCGACGCGCGACGUCGCUGUUCCAGAGAGACACGUCGCCGGCCCCCAGGCUUGUUCGGUCGCCUCGCCUCGACUCGCGGUCGUCGCCGCCCUUGUCGCCCCUGGCACGGGCGACGUCCCCGUCCCCCGUGGGACGGUCCACGCCCGUGGGGGACGUGGGCGAGAACGGCCCCGGGCUGUCCGCCCCCGCACGGGUUGCGCUCGUCGCCAAGACGUCCGGCAGGAACUCUGAAGACGAAUACGAAGAAGGCUCCGGGACGACAAUUCUUAGAACGAAACGAAUUAUCUCCGAAAGAACAUACAAAACUCACCGCGUCGUCGAGGAGCACCGUACAUCUUCCCCUGCUUCCCCCGUCCUCUCUCCUCGGCAACGUCCCAUGUCACUGUCACCACCGCCUAUGGGCGUGUUGAGACCAAAUUCUCCUUUCCGGACUGAAUCCCCACGUUUUUUCUCGCGACCACAAUCCCCGGCAGUGCAGAAAACACUCAUCACUACUCUCAAAACCACACCUUCUCCACCUUCCCUCACCAACCCUCACACCCCGGUUACUAAAUCCGUCACCACCACAACCACAUCUGUGGCUGAAAUCCCCAGCCCUCCAGGACAAGGUGGCAACCUGAAUUUCGAGCGCUGGACCAAAAAAGGCUCGCAGUCUUCACUAAAUUCCUCCUAUUUAAGUACUCCACCUUCUUUACCAACGUCACCGCCACCUAACUUUUCGCCAUCAAUGGACAAUUUGAGCAAUAAAAAUUUAUUUCGCUCAAGUCUGGCUAGUCAAUCGUACAAAUCUCCGCUGAUGGAGCAGGGUUCACUGAGCCGUGAGUCAACCCAGUACCGCAACAGAGUGGCAUCACCUACCUUCACACAGCAGCGCGUCAUGUCACCUCUCGGCUAUCACAGGACCGAAAAUUCUUCUUCCUCCAACAUGCGUACCUCGUCUUUGAGAAAAUUUACUACACCAACCAAAUCGUCUUCAAUUCAAGACAUUUCUUAUCUCAAAGAUAACACGCAAAGCUCAGCUCACUUAAAUAACGAAGAUUUUCUCAGAAGUCGCGUGUACUCGUCCUCGGCAUCAAAUCUUCUGACAGAGAAACCUGCUCUUAGUCUAAAGACCACCACGUCCCGAACUAAACCUAGUUUCAAUACCUCCAGUAAUUUCCUGGAAUCGUCAACUGCCAAACAUGAUGCCUCACAAGAGAAUGAAAGACAAUUCAUGCGUAAUUUUAGUUCUACGCUGAAUUCUGUCAAAUCGCCAUCCAGGGAUCAGUCCUUUCGGGCCUCGGACUUGGUUUUCGACAGCUCCGAAAAUGCCAGAAACUCGAGCGUCUUCCAGAAAAAUGCCACUGACUUUUUCACUACUGGAUCCUGCAGCAAAAUCGUCAGCAGCAAACGCUACGAGAAAAGCACCACGACCACUACUACCUGCGCCUCGCUGGCUGUCGUUGCUGUCGCUGUUGCUGACGACGCCGGCAGCAGAGUCGUCUUUGUGGCUGCGAGAAAUGCCAUCAGAUUACACGGGCGCUCACCAGCAGGCAGAUCUGGAUGCGAACCGCUGCGCUCAGCUGUGUGCCAAACGCAGCUGCUCGUUCAUGACUCAUGA